This is a messenger RNA of Mizuhopecten yessoensis (Yesso scallop), 1080 nucleotides long. RefSeq lists its product as uncharacterized. Bases 120 to 803 code for a protein of 227 amino acids. The transcript has 2 exons. NCBI's taxonomy places the organism in Eukaryota, Metazoa, Mollusca, Bivalvia, Pectinida, Pectinidae. The record is from RefSeq and is a predicted model, not a curated record.
AGUCUGACAGUGAAUGUAUUAGCAAGACGCCUUCCGUUCCGCGCGUCAGAAGGCUGGUUAACGGUACGGAGCGUGCCCACAUUGUUCUGCUGCCCUACUGCUCAGUUUGAAUAGACACGAUGAAGGAUUUAUUUUUUAUCAUUCUCGUGGUUUUUUCAUCAUGGACAUUUAUCUCAGGCGCAAUGGUAACACAGUCGGGGAGGAGGAAUUUCCAGACGAGUACUCGGAAGAAUGAUUCCAAGGUUCGAAGUGCACGACUACCAGCGGUGUCGUUUUCAGCUGGACCAGCAAAGAGCAAGUGUGAGUCACAGAAAUGUAAUCCUGGCUACAAGAAGAAGGUAACAGCUAAUCCGACGGGAGGUUGUCCUAUCGUCAAUUGUAUAAGAAAGCAACAAGCUUACUGUCCUCCUGUAAAUUGUCAAAGCAAUCAAAAGAAAAGCUACAGUGGUAAAAAACUGCCAAAUGGCUGCCAGGAGAUAAAAUGUGUAAACAACCGCCAACCUCAGCGAGCACAGAGGCGGAGGAAAGGGGGUUGUCCAUCGGUGCGUAUGUGCACGCCUCGAGAGGAAGGUUACUGCGAGAUACCGCGCAUCAUUUACGUCAACCGCCAGAAGUGUUACCUCUGUCCCGAUGUUGUGAAAUGCAACAAACGCAAAUGUCCGGAUAUAAGUCUUUGUCCUUCAGCGAAUUUCCAGCUGGACGAAUGUCUCAUUCCUAGAAAGGAUAAAGGAGGAUGCAAGCAAUGCCCUGAGAUAACUAAAAAUUGUGAUCAAAUUGGUGGAGUAAGGAAACAACUCGUCUAAAUCACGAAACGUUCAACACUUUUAAUGAUGAGAUGAUAAGCAUCGACAUUAUACAAGCAGAAAUAACACAACGACGAACCUAAUAGUCACAUACAAAAAUAUAAGGCUUUAAUCCGAACCGAUAACAGUGUAUCUCUUAGUGAAUGAGAUUUGCGUACUGGAACACCAAAUAGGGCAUUGCAAAGUCUAGAGGGAUUACGACAAUAAAUUGACUAUGGUUGUCACCAUCAAGAAUGAAAAUAACAGGAAAGAUUUUGUGUUCACGACGUGAUGUGAU